Messenger RNA from Arctia plantaginis, 537 nucleotides. The record is from the annotation of a GenBank genome assembly. Lineage: Eukaryota; Metazoa; Arthropoda; Insecta; Lepidoptera; Erebidae.
AUGGAGAGCGCACGGCUCCUUAAAAUAAUUUUAGUUUUAACUUUAUGUUUGGGACUAGAGGCCAAAGUGUAUACGCGAUGUCAAUUAACCCGUGAACUGCUGAAAAAUAACCUAUUUCCCAGGACUUUUUUAAGCAAUUGGGUAUGUCUGAUAGAGCAAACGAGUGACAGAAACACUUCAGCAUUUGUCGAGAAAUCUUUGAGACGAAAGUAUUAUGGAUUAUUCCAAAUAGGAAGUGAAUGGUGCAAGGAAGGCAAAAAAGGAGGGAAGUGUGACAUCACAUGUGAAUCUUUGCUUGACGAGGACAUAAAGGACGAUGCUCAGUGCGCACAGAGGGUAUUCGAUCUAGAAGGUUUUAAGUAUUGGCCGAAAUGGGAGGUGAGGUGCAAGGGCCAGCAGUUACCUGAUAUAGAGAAAUGUCCUGACUGGGUGUAUAUACCAAGUAGAGCUUCACCUCCGAGGGAUAAACGAACACUCCGAGGCAGAAGGGAACUCAGACGGGCCCGAAGACACCUCAAAAUGAAUUUACUUAUUUAG